Molecule: messenger RNA, 1681 nt
Organism: Tyto alba (common barn owl)
Lineage: Eukaryota; Metazoa; Chordata; Aves; Strigiformes; Tytonidae
Gene: BPI
Product: bactericidal permeability increasing protein
Exons: 15
Coding region: 18-1463 (481 amino acids)
Biological process (GO): lipopolysaccharide-mediated signaling pathway; innate immune response; defense response to Gram-negative bacterium
Molecular function (GO): lipopolysaccharide binding
Source: RefSeq, a predicted model, not a curated record
ACUGUGGAGCCGCCAGGAUGGGAGCGCAGAGCCUGGCUGUGGCUUGGGGGGUUCUGGCUUUGUGCCUGGCCCUGGCUGGGGCCACCAACCCCGGCUUUGUGGUGAGGAUCACCCAGGCGGGCUUGGACUAUGCCCAUCAGCAGGGGAUCGUGGUCCUGGAGAAGGAGCUGGCCCAGCUGAAGCUGCCGGACAUCUCGGGUGACUUUCGCAUCCGGCACGUGGGGAAGGUGAACUAUGAGCUCUCCAGAUUGGACCUUCGCAGUUUCCACUUGCCGUACUCACGAAUCUCCCUGGUCCCCAACGUGGGCCUGCAGGUCUCCAUCUCCAACGCCUUCGCCGAGGUGGAUGGGAACUGGCGGGUGAAGCUCUACUUCAUCCGGGACCACGGCUCGUUUGACCUGCAGGUGGAGAAUGUCUAUAUCAAAAUCAACCUGCAGCUGGGCAGAGACACCUCUGGGAAACCCACCAUCGACACCUCUGCCUGCAGCACCCACAUCUCCAAAGUCCGGGUACACUUUUCGGGCAAGUUUGGAUGGCUUUACAACCUCUUCCAUAACGCUAUUGAGCCCGUAUUCCGGAAGAUCUUGGAGAGCAAGGUCUGUGAGAGCGUGGUCACGUCUGUGCACAGCGAGCUCCAGCCUUACCUCCGGACCCUGCCAGUCACAGCCAGGAUAGAUGCCAAGGCUGGGAUCGAUUACUCCUUGGUGGCACCCCCGACUACUACCGCCCAGUCCCUGGACGCAAACCUGAAGGGCGAAUUCUUCUCCCUGCUCCACCGCUCCGCCGUCCCCUUCCCUCCGCUGGCGCUGGCCUUGCCCCGAGAUCACGACCGCAUGGUUUACUUCGGGGCCUCCAGCUACUUCUUCAACACAGCCAGCCUCGCCUACCACGCAGCCGGGGCACUGGUCUUCGAAAUCACGGACUCCAUGAUCCCCCAGGGCAUCGGCUUCCACUUGAACACCUCCACCUUCUCGGCCUUCAUUCCCCAGCUGGAGGAGAUGUACCCGGACAUGCUGAUGAAGCUCAGGCUGACCACGCACUCUGCCCCGUUCCUGGACAUCGGACCAGGGGGGCUCUCACUCAAGCCUGUCGUGGAUGUCCAGGCUUACGCCAUCCUUCCCAGCUCCAGCCUGGCUCCACUCUUCCUCCUCAGCCUGACAGGCAACGUGUCCGCCGUCAUCGACGUGAAAUCCGGCCACAUCGUUGGGAGCCUGAAGGUGGGCAGGAUGAAGCUCUCCCUGAAGCAUUCGGAUGUCGGCACUUUCCAGGUGCGAAUGCUGCAGUCCAUGAUGAACGUCUUUGCUUCCAAUAUACUGCUCCCACGUCUUAAUGACAGGUUAGCUGAGGGUUUCCCUCUGCCGCUGCCGGACAGAAUACAGCUCUCCAAUAUCCUCGUGAGGUUUCACCCGAAUUUCCUGCUGCUUGGAGCAGACGUCCACUAUCAGCCCCGAGGGUGGAGAUGAGGGCGACGAGAAGGGCCCUCGAGCACCGAAAACGUCCCCUUCGCCCCUUCCCUCGCCCCCGCUGCCGGAGCUGAGGAGCACCCACCGCGGCCGGGGGCAGAAGCGCCGGCGGGGGCUGAACCCCGCGUCCCCCCAACCCUCCCCUGGCCCCCUCCCCUCCCGCUUCCCGCUGUGCCGGGGGCGGUUGGCGACAAUAAAGGCGGCGGGCGCUGGGGUCA